Rotaria sp. Silwood1 is the source of this 549-nucleotide messenger RNA. NCBI's taxonomy places the organism in Eukaryota, Metazoa, Rotifera, Eurotatoria, Philodinida, Philodinidae. The record is from the annotation of a GenBank genome assembly.
CCAUAUCAUCCUCAAACAAAUGGCAUCGUCGAACGUUUCAACAGCACUUUUAUUCCACAAAUCUCAAAACUUCAAGAUACUGAAGACAACAAUUGGGAUGAAUAUUUGCAAGCUGUUGUAUUUGCCUAUAAUUCUGGCAUACAUAAAACUACCAAAUAUUCCCCAUACGAACUCGUUUAUGGUCGUCCACCUCGUCUUCCUAUUCACACACGACCAUCACAUUUUUCAUUUCACAAACCCAGCGAUUAUUUUACCCAAUUACAAAACACAUUACGUAUUUAUCAUCGAGCAGCGAAAUAUAAUAUUAUACACCAACAACAAAUGAACAAAAAUCGAUAUGAUCAAAAUCGUCCUGAUCCACAUUACAAUAUUGGUGAUAAAGUUUUAACUCGUAUUUAUGGUGCUCGAGGCAAAUUAGAUCCCAAAUUUUCUCCCAUACCAAAAAUUAUUAUUUCUACCAAUCAUCCUACUUAUAUAGUUAAAGAUACUCAAACUGGCAUACAAUUCCAGAUUCAUGUUGCGGAUUUACGACCCAUUUACAUUAAUUAA